AUGGCCAUGCCACACCCUAUCCUCACCCCGCAAAAGGACCCAACAUCACCACAGCCGUCAUCCUAUAACCCUGCAUCAACAAUAACAUCGCCAUCUUCGUCCACACCUCCCUACCAACGCCCCAAACGGCUGCUGGUGUUUCAAGAAACGAAGUCUUCCGCAUUAGAAUAUGCCUAUGCGCCUGUCAACGCCCAAGGUCUUCCAAUAGCGGGCGAGGCGCCGUAUUUUCCGGGCUGUUCCACUACGAUAUCGGAUUUGCCGGUGAAGGUUAUCAGGUGUUUUACUGAGGUGUUCAAUUCGCCGCGGUAUAAGAAUUGGGCGAUUGUAGCGGCUGGACCCUAUCAUGAUGCAAGCGAGGAUGGGAAGUUUUAUGCUGUUGUUCUAGAACAGGUCAGGGAUCAGCCGUCGAAUGGGGGUGAUGCGGUAGGGAGAUAG
Talaromyces proteolyticus is the source of this 435-nucleotide messenger RNA. RefSeq lists its product as uncharacterized. Bases 1 to 435 code for a protein of 144 amino acids. NCBI's taxonomy places the organism in Eukaryota, Fungi, Ascomycota, Eurotiomycetes, Eurotiales, Trichocomaceae. The transcript has 2 exons. The record is from RefSeq and is a predicted model, not a curated record.